This is a messenger RNA of Triticum turgidum subsp. durum (durum wheat), 1338 nucleotides long. The record is from the annotation of a GenBank genome assembly. Lineage: Eukaryota; Viridiplantae; Streptophyta; Magnoliopsida; Poales; Poaceae.
AUGUGCACACCACAAACAGCCUCCGGCCGCAUCCGGCUGAACGUCGGCGGGCAGGUGUUCGAGACGACGGCCGACACUCUCAGAGGCGCAGGCGAGGGAACCAUGCUCGCCGCCAUGUUGGAACCCUGCUGGAACGCCGGCGCCACCGGGGGCGUGCCCGAGUACUUCAUCGACCGCGACCCGGCCUGCUUUGCCUCGCUCCUCAACAUGCUCCGCACGGGCGAGCUGCAUGUCCCGGCCGGCGUCCCGGAGCGGAUGCUCUUCCAGGAGGCGUCCUACUACGGCCUCCUCGACCGUGUCCGCGCCACUCGCAUCGGUGAGCUCGACCUCAGCAGGACCCGGCUGGCGGCAUCCGUGCCGCCGGGGCGGGCGCCGGUGGACCGCCCGGCCGUCCGCGCAGCGCCAGACGGAGGGUGCUGCGUCACGCAUGGCCCCAUCGUGCGGGUCUACAACUGGAUGCUCGAGGAGCGUCAGCCAGUCUGCCUCACGCCUGUUGAGCCGGUCCGCGAUGCUGUCUACCUCAGCGACACCACGCUCCUCGUUGGGGGACGUGGCAUGGCAGCAUUCUCCGUGCUCACCGGCGAUCUGAGUCACCACUUCCGCAUAGCGCACGAGGGCAAGAAGACAGCUCGGCUUUUUAACGCGAGGGCGCUGGCCUUUGACCAGCAAACAAACGUCUUUGCUAGCUGCAACAACUCGGGCAUAACUCCAGAAAUUGGCUACGGCAUCGGUGUUUGGGACUGCAUCACCGGCGAACAAACAAGCUAUUUCUUUGACCGGAAGUACGUCUACGCUCUGACCGACGCCAGCAAGCUUCAGUGGUUGGCAAGCACCAACGCUCUCAUGGCGGUCAAGGCAUGCUCACCGAAAGAUGCUUUUUCACCGUCUUCCAUCACUCUGGUGGAUUUCCGGGAUAUGAGUGUUGUGUGGUCAUGGUCCGUCGGCAGCCGGAGAUUGGAUGAAAAGCAUGUUGCCGAUGCCGUCGUGAUGGAGGACGAGAGGUCGGUCCGCUUGAUCAGCCAGAACCAUGAUCUCGGGUUCCUCGACAUCCGUUCUCGGGGCUCUUUCCAGCAGCCGUGGACAUAUCAGAGCAAGGCGACGACUCCGAUAUGCUAUCCGAAGCUCGCCGUGCAUGGUGGGCUGCUCUUAGCGUCCAAGGAUGACACCAUCUCGGUAUAUGGCGGCCCAAAUCAUGACCACCUGAGGCUGGCGCUGCGUGGGAGCCAAGGCGGUGGCGCCAUUGCCGACUUCUCGGUUGGGGGCGACCGUCUCUUCGCGGUGCAUCAUGAGGACAACGUGCUGGAUGUGUGGGAGACACUGCCACCUCCCAUCGCCUAA